UGGAAAACCUUGACUUCCGUAUUUUCUCUCCGGACGAGAAAAGCAUAAUCGUCCGGUUAAAGGAGUAUAAAAGGAGUAUAAAAGACCCCACUUGGCAGUGCGCUUCUCAUUCCUGACCUGGACUGAUAUACGCUUUCAUCCCCGACAUGGAUAUUGAGUGUCAGGAGCAGAAACGCCGCAGAUGUGGAGCAUGUUGCCUGGUGGGGUCCAUCCUGGUCCUGUGUGCGGUCUUCCUCGCCUGUGUGCCCAUGCUGGUGCAGCUCCGGUCUGCUGCCUUGCACCUUGAAGGACCUACAUCCAGUCCAGAUGAUCAGAACCCGAACUUUGCACUCUUGGAAGCAAUUUCAAGCAAGUUGGUGAGCUCCACUAUGCUGUGGGAUUCAGUCAAAUACGGCUCAAGGGACUCUGUUGGAAGCAACUUUGAGUUUCGGCCAGCCCAAGGUGUCCUGGUGCCCAAGCUUGAAGGGACUUACUUAAUGUACCUGAACCUCAACCUGUCAUGCACGUCCAGUUGCAGCCCCGGGCGCCUGACUGUGCUUGUGGGCGACAAGCUGACCUGCGAAGUGGAGCUGGCAAAUUCUAUGAGGGAGAUCAAGCAAUGCUGUGUACAGACUCGGAUGGAGAGCAACACCCCGCUGUUAGCCAACAUGAGAGUGCCAAAAGACGGACUGCAGAACUGGAAGCUGGAACUUAUUGGUUCUAACUUCAGCAUGCUCCUUUUGGACAAAUGAUCUCAACAGAAUUGGUCCAGUUGAUCCCAAUUUCAGACCUCAGCAAGAGCAUUAGGGCACAGAUUUGGAGCUUACCUAAGGUUAAUAGCUGCAAUCAUGUACUUUCUAAGGGGUUAUGGGCUUUUACAUAUUUAUAUAACAUUAGACUACGUAUACUGCGAUGAGAUGACGACUUGUCCAGGGUGUACAUUACAUUCCGCCCGAUUUUAAAUGAGAUAGGCACCAGCGCCCCCCGCGAUCCCAAAGGGAAUAAGCGGUAAAAAUGGAUGGAUGGAUGGAUAGACUACGUAUAGUCCAGAUUGAUUUGUCAAAAAUAACUCUAUUUUAUGUUAACACUACAUUAGUGAUUAUUACAAUACACUUCAAGUUUAAUUGGAGUUGAAAGUGACUGGUUUUCUUAUAUAUAGAUGUAUGUAUGUAUGUAUGUAUGUAUGUGUGUUGACAUAUAAUGUGUUGACAUAAAACGAAUAACGUGCAAUGGAAAAAUGUAAGCGUAAGUCCAACGGGCCUGAUGAUUGUAUCCAUAUUAUCAUGGAAAUAAAAACGUGAACUGGG
This is a messenger RNA of Nerophis ophidion (straightnose pipefish), 1286 nucleotides long. RefSeq lists its product as uncharacterized. Lineage: Eukaryota; Metazoa; Chordata; Actinopteri; Syngnathiformes; Syngnathidae. The transcript has 3 exons. Bases 147 to 731 code for a protein of 194 amino acids. Gene Ontology annotation, molecular function: protein binding. The record is from RefSeq and is a predicted model, not a curated record.